This is a messenger RNA of Ostreococcus lucimarinus CCE9901, 669 nucleotides long. RefSeq lists its product with no specific name. The record is from RefSeq and is a predicted model, not a curated record. Bases 1 to 669 code for a protein of 222 amino acids. Lineage: Eukaryota; Viridiplantae; Chlorophyta; Mamiellophyceae; Mamiellales; Bathycoccaceae. The transcript has a single exon.
AUGAAUAUUUACGCCCUGGCCGCGUGUGCGGGACGCGGUGAAGCCGCGACGACGCAGCAGCGCGACGAGAUGCGCGCGCUUGUGCGCUCGUUGACGAAUCCCACGGCGGCGCCGGCGCGAGACGAGCGGCUCAACGGAACGUGGGAGUUGGUGUACGAGAGCAGCGGUUUUCCGUUCCGCUCGUCCCCGUUUUUUUGGGCCGUGGGUAAGCUCCUUGGUGAGAAUGCUGACUUCUUUUACGGCGCGCACGAGCAUCAGACGAGCAUGUUUGGCGGCGGCUGCGGGACGUGCUUGCAGAAAAUCUCCGAAGGCGCGCUCGAGAGCGACUGCAUCGUCAAGGCUUCGCUGGGCGUCCCACUCCUCGGAUUCGCCCCGCUUUUCUCUGGAUACGGUUCCGUGAUAACUAAGGGUACGACUCGGGUGUUGGACGACGACACGAUCGCGAUGCCACUGGGAUCUUUGUCGACGACGGUGCGGCAAGACGACGCCAAUGUUUUGCCAGCGUUGAACUUCUUGAAUGGCACCACGGUUCCCGUAGGCGACGUCAUGGGUCGAAUCGCCGAUGGUGAGUCCGAGGUCACCAUGCGCAUAACUUACCUCGACGAGGACAUGCGCGUGAGCGAGUUAGAGGACGGCACGCAGCUGGUCUAUCGUCGACGCGUCGCGUAA